AUGUGGCUUCUUCUCCUUCCGGUGGCAGUGAAUGCCAUUGCCUUCCCUUCGCCGGAAGCCACUGGACGUAGCAACAAGAUUGUGGAAUCGCUUGAUUUUCCCGAACCCACGGCUGUACCUCUCUCCCCGGGAAAUGCUGAGCUCGUCCGUCGCGACAGCACCAUAUCGGCCGCUGAAUCGAGUGUAUGCGGAUUCUUUGGCGGUUCCCAAGACUCUCGACUUGCCUGCAACUAUCCCAACGCCUGUGUCUUCCAUGCCUCAGACUCCGAAUUUCCCGGCCUGGUCGGCUGCUGCCCGACCACAUCAACGAGCACGCCAUGCAUUAUCUACAGCACAUGUUUCGACAACUCCCAGAUCUCGGCGACACCGGCGCUUCUCUCCCAAACGACCAACCCCCUCGUGAUGCUGUGUACCUACAGCGACGCGAAAAUAUGCCAUACCCGAACAUGGCCAGCUCUCAAUGUGCGCGAUUACGAUUGCACGGAUACAAAGUGGUCAAGCGGGGAGACAAUGUACACGGCUGGGUCGUUGACCUACGUGGAAAUCGAUGGGCACUACGAUACGGAGACCAUCUCAAUUUCCUGGAUUGGAGAUGCCAUAUUGCGAAGCUUGAGGGACGUGUCUGCUACAGUAACAGCCACCGACACGAGUAGCACUUCAACAGCGACAAGCACUACAUCCGACGCUACUUCACCGACGCCCACCGGACAUCAGGUCUCGGGACACCGCUCUUCGACGGGAGCCAUUGUCGGCGGGGUUGUGGGAGGGGUAGGGGGAUUAAUUGUGAUCCUUCUUCUGGGGUGGUUCAUUUGGAGACGAAAUAAGAACCCGGUGCAAAGUUCCGGACACAGCAAACCAGACACGGAACCAAUAAUUCCAAAUGACAAGCCGCUUGAGCUUUCCGGAACAGAUGCGACGGACCGGUACGAGUUGAUGCCGGAACGAGAAUACACGGAGUUGCCGGGCAAAGACGUACGAUAUGAACUUGAGUAA
Molecule: messenger RNA, 993 nt
Organism: Aspergillus ochraceoroseus IBT 24754
Lineage: Eukaryota; Fungi; Ascomycota; Eurotiomycetes; Eurotiales; Aspergillaceae
Exons: 2
Coding region: 1-993 (330 amino acids)
Source: RefSeq, a predicted model, not a curated record